AGGCGCAUCGGCACGUGCCCCGCACCCCGUCUGUCCGCUCCCCGCCAGCCAGCGCCCGGCGGCACACCCACGUGCUCCCUUAAAAACGAUCUGGUCUUGCUGGCUCCGAGGAGCGAAGCUACGACUACGAGCCAGAGCCUAGGAGACGAGCACUCCCGUCAUCUCUCUUCAAACUUCUCCUUCCCAGUAGAUUCCGAUCUGCGGGAUGCGGAUCCCUAGGCUACUCGCGUCGGCGGCGGCGCUGCUGCUGCUGCUCUUCGUCGCUGGGGCGGCGGCGCAGGAGGCGGUGGUGGUGGGGGACGUGGAGCCGGAGGAGAUCGCGGCGAAGGCGAGGGCCAAGGAGGAGCUGGUGCUCGCGGCCGAGCUGGAGCAGCUCAGGGCGAAGCUCUCCGCCCUAGAGUCGAGCAUUACAUCACAGACCCAGGAGUUGAAGAGCAAGGAUGAUGGCAUUGAGACACUGGAAAAGGUUAUUGGGGAGAAGUCACAGAACAUUGCUACUCUACAGAGUGAGAUAGCCUCCCUCCAGUCAAAGGGAUCUAUAGCUGCAAACGAGCAGGCAGGCAAGGCCAAUGCCCGGGCUAUUGAGCUUGAGAAACAGAUUGAGGAGCUCAAGAAGGACAUCGCGGCCCAAAAUAACAAAAAGGCCACUAUGGAGGCUAGGGCUACUGAUGCAGAGAAGAAGGUGCAAGAUCUGAAUGCUAAGCUGGAGAGACUUCAAAAGACAAGUGGUGAGCAAAAGCGUAGAAUCAAGAAGACUGAACAUGCUCUUAAAGUUGCAGAGGAGGAGCUUUUGAGGGUCCAGUUAGAAGCAACAACUAAAUCAGAACAGCUUGGAGAGGUUCAUGGAGCCUGGUUGCCACCUUGGUUAGCGACACAUGCAGCUCGCUCUGUGGAGUUGAUGUCAAAUCGAUGGAAUGAACAUGGGAAACCUGCUCUCAACAGUUUUUUGCAGAAGGCAUCAGAAAAAUCAGUGCAGGCAAAGGAAUGGGCCAAGCCCCAUAUAGAAACUGCUAAGGCGAAAUCUAUUCCUGUUAUUAAAGAGAAGUGGGCUAUUGCAAAGACAAAUGCAGAACCUUAUCUGCAAAUGGUCUCUGCAAAAUCAGUAGAGAUUUAUCAAGCAUCAAGGGAUGCUAUCUCACCUCAUGUUGUGAAAGUACAUGAGUUUGCUGAUCCCUAUUUCCAGGAAGCCAAGAAAUUGUCCAAACCUUAUAUUGAUCAAGUUGCUAAGGCCAGUAAACCACAUGUUGACAAACUUAGAACCACCCUGAAGCCUUACACUGAAAAAGCAGGCCAUGCAUAUGAAACGCUUCUUGAGACAGCUACUUUAUAUCAUAAGCAGGCUCAAGCAACUAUCUUGGAUUACAUGCACCAACAUGAAUUUUUAAAACAAUAUGCGACAGGAGAGUUGGUGUGGUUUCUGGCUUUUGCUUGGCUGCUUAUGCCCGUAUAUGUUUUCUACAUAGUCGUAACAGAAAUCUUCUGCACAAGGAAGCAGAAGAAAUCCCCACGGAAUGAUAAGGCCAACCAUGGCCAUCGGAGACACAAGCGUCGUCAUGCUGACAAAUAGACCAUGGAUGACAACAUUUUUUAGUCUGUGGUUUGCCACACUGGAGUUAAAAAAGAUAUUGAAGUACGAAGAUGUAAGCGCAGAUGAGUUUGUUGGAUUGUCAUGCAAAUUGAGGAGAUUGAUCCUGGGUCAUCACUAAACCUUAUUGUGAAUUAUACUCAAACAUAACUGUUUUUUUUAGCAAAUGUAGUGGUUGUGUGCGCGUUGUUGAGUGGGGAAUUACGAGUAAAGCUGUGGGGUAUUCGUUUAAUUGGUCACUUAUUGUAGUAUUGUCAAUUCCUUUGUUUGAGCUUUGUCCGAUCCAUCCUUACGGCUUCCGACCGCGUGAACCGUGUGACUGUUGUUACUGAGAAGUUUCAAGCGUCGCUGA
Messenger RNA from Brachypodium distachyon (stiff brome), 1937 nucleotides. RefSeq lists its product as uncharacterized. The record is from RefSeq and is a predicted model, not a curated record. The transcript has 15 exons. The coding region runs from base 206 to 1567 and encodes 453 amino acids. NCBI's taxonomy places the organism in Eukaryota, Viridiplantae, Streptophyta, Magnoliopsida, Poales, Poaceae.